CUUGUCACGAGCUCACUCAGUGUUAAAUAUAGCUCACAGUAUGCAGGAUGGGUGUGCGCCAUUUGGAAACUUUUAUCCGCAAAAAAGUGGAGAACGGCUGCUUCAAAGUGAAUAUUGAGCAUGAAGUCAAAGACUACUAUAACAAAGCUUCUUCAGAAUCACAGUCGCCCCCACCACCUGUGAUUGUUAUUGACGUAUUUGCGUUGUCGUGUGAAUUAAGCGCAGUUGAUUUCGACUCCUUGAUUUAUGGAGCCCGUUUUAACGUCGGAUUUUGGACCGUUGAUCGCUUUCUGCGGAAGUUGAAAUCCCUCGGAGUGGUGCUAGAGUUUUUUGUGGAUGGCAGUGUACUCGAUUUCAAACUUAACACCUGGUGCGAGCGUAGAGAUAAAGAAUACCAAGAACUGAUCGAAUUAAUCGACGCGGUCGAUAAGAAGACUAGUAUAGAGAAGCUUGGAGCACCAGGUUGCAGUUAUGCUCUCGAGCACCUUGCAAGAAUACACGGAAAUUUGACAGUGUCCUUGGAAAAAGAAUGCGAUCAAGAAUUGGCUGCCUUUGCUUGCAGAGUGAAUGCAUUGGCAAUUAUUUCCAAUGACUCAGACUUUUUAAUAUACGAAGGAGACUGGAGGUUUUGGUCAUCAAAAGACCUUUAUAUCGAUACUUUGGAAACCAUGGAAUAUAAUCGCAAAGCUUUACUGAAGCAUUUAGAAUUAUCCUUCGCGCAGAUGCCAUUAUUUGCAACACUCUGUGGAAAUGACAUCGUCAAACUGGAAGAAUUAAAACGGUUUCACUUUCGCCUUGGACAAUAUUCUCGCAAAAUAGUCAAUGUAGCCAACUUCGUUCGAGAGCAGUGGCCUAGUCCAAAUUUACUUGAAAUUGAGAAUCAAGUUUUUGGACCGCGCAAGAGCUUCCAAAAACAUCGUUUUCAGCAGAGUUUGGAGUUUUAUAAAACUAACUAUGUACCGAACUUAAACCCUAAUAAUGAUCCAGUGGUAGAUGUUCUUUUGAAGCAUCCCAAUUCAUUCAUGUACCAAAUUUGGCACAAACAACCUCACCCUGUAUGUUUCGGAUUGGUUGACUUACGCAGCACUGAAUUAGGUCAACAACUGCCUGAUCUUGUUAUUCGCAUCCUGACACGCACCGCCGGUAUCAUCGUAUACCACCGCCGUAAGCGUCCGAAACACUACACACACCCAUUUGUCGUCAAACUAACCCACCAGCAAAAUCACACGAAGCAAAAUCUGCCCGUGCAGUUUCCACAGUUCAUAGUGCCUGCCUCGCUCCCGCAACUAUUCUCCACCGAUCCAUCUGAUGUAGCAAAAUUUAAUGAUCAGAAGCUGCUUCUUCUCAGCUGGAUCGUGUCAGAUCACUUGGAUUGGCGGUGUCUCAAAUCGGUAUUGCGACCGCUUCUUCCGACAGUUGUCACUCUAUACAACUUGGUGCAAAAUCACAUCAUUUUGCUGUUCGAAGCCGAUCUGUUGCUUCAAGUUGCAUAUGAUGUGGCAACAGAAAGCUACGAUCCGUUGAAGCUGGAAUUUCCAACGAAGAUCGAUAGCCGACCGUUUCGAUUAGUGUUUUUCUACAGAACCAUGUAUAAUUUCGUCAUAGAGGCGAUGGAUUCCAUUGGAAUGAACCUAGGAGGAUAUCGAGAUGAUCCACCAUUUGAUGGAGUGCUGUUCCAUACGAAAUAUGACCAGUGGGCUAAUUCUGAAGGGGACACAAAACAAAUCGAAGGAAUGCGCAUUUAUGCAAAGUGUUGAAGUUAAUAUAUUUAUUAUUUUUAAUGAAUAUUUUUAAUAAAUAUAAAUUGAAGUUAUUAUA
Molecule: messenger RNA, 1818 nt
Organism: Armigeres subalbatus
Lineage: Eukaryota; Metazoa; Arthropoda; Insecta; Diptera; Culicidae
Exons: 3
Coding region: 48-1757 (569 amino acids)
Cellular component (GO): nucleus
Source: RefSeq, a predicted model, not a curated record